CAUUUUCAUUGACCCUUCCCGUUAUCCAUUUCAUGUGGUCUAUGGCAAAUCCUCCGUUUUCUCUCUCUAAAUCCCUCUCUCUCUCUCCUCCCCUGCUUCUUCUCUCACUGUCAUUCACCCCCUCCAUUCCCCUUCCACUUCCACCUCCCAAUGGCCGUCAAUUCCACUAACCUCACUUCCCAUUUUGCCCUCCCUUUCCGCCGGAACCAUCCGAUCUCCUCCCCAUGCACCGCCGCCCUUCCCAUUCUCAAACCCGCCCUUCGCCGUUCCCUUUUCGCCUCUCCUCCAUCCGGUCCCCGGAAAAUCUUGUGCAAAGCGUCGGAGGUCUCGGUGGCUGAGGAAUCGUCGGCGUCUGGUAACUGGGUGCCCGUGGUUCCGUUGUCGGCGCUGCCGAAAGGGGAGCGGCGCGUGAUUAUUCAGGGUGGGGAGACGGUUUUGCUUCUUUGGUAUAAGGAGAGGAUUUUUGCUAUUGAGAAUCGUUCCCCUGCUGAAGGUGCUUACACUGAAGGUCUCCUUAAUGCCAAACUCACUAAGGAUGGCUGUAUUGUCUGUCCAACGACAGAUAGCACAUUUGACCUCCAAACUGGAGAAAUCAAGGAAUGGUAUCCAAACAACCCUGUUCUCAGAGUCCUCACACCAGCCUUAAGGAAGCUUUUUGUAUACCCUGUAAAAACUGAUGAAAACAACAUUUAUAUCAACAUGAGGGGAAACGUGAUAUCAGAUGCAUCUGCUGAGAUUGUCUUCAGUGGGAAAGCUCAACCCGGUGUAACUGCUACCGAUGUCAAUGUCGACGAGGUGAGAAUGGUGGUUGAUGAAGAUCUUGGAGGGUUUGGCUUCACUGGAAAGAAUGAAUUGAUAAAUGGAAAGGCAGCAGUGAUUGGGUUCUUGUUGUUGUUGGAUUUUGAGCUCUUAACUGGGAAGGGUCUUCUCAAGGGAACUGGAUUCUUGGACUUCAUUUAUUCUGCUUCAGAUGCUUUCAAAUAGAUGUACUGUAAGUUCAUAUUUUCUUCUGCCUUCGCAUAUAUCAUCAUAUCUGUUCUUGUAUACUAUAUACAUAUACAUACCAAGAAAUUAGAUGCUUUUGUUGAACCAAAAAAA
Molecule: messenger RNA, 1098 nt
Organism: Cucurbita pepo subsp. pepo (vegetable marrow)
Lineage: Eukaryota; Viridiplantae; Streptophyta; Magnoliopsida; Cucurbitales; Cucurbitaceae
Product: Rieske (2Fe-2S) domain-containing protein
Molecular function (GO): nitrite reductase [NAD(P)H] activity; 2 iron, 2 sulfur cluster binding
Source: RefSeq, a predicted model, not a curated record